AUGUCCGAGAACGUACAGGUCGACGAACUUGCUCUUGCUCAUGCUGCCGACACUGAAUAUCUUGUCCGGAGAGGAAUGGGUAAAGGAUAUCAACUGCUCUCGCUCGCGACUCCUCCAAUAUACGCCGCAUUUGUUCUGGCUCGAAAAGGACGUUCGCAUUUCAGCAUAAAUCGUUUCUUGAGAGCAACGUGGGUUGGUGGUGCUGCAGGUGCGUUAUCCCAAUGUGUGGCGGCGGGCGGUGCGUUUGAGUAUGCGAGGUCCACUACGUCGAGUGCGGAGACAUUGAGGGCAAGAAGGAUACGGGCUGCUUACGAUAACACCUCCAUGCGAGCAGACGACCAUUCUACCAUUGGCGCACUCAUCUUCUCUGUCCUUACACCCGCCAUCUUUUGGAAUCGCGCACGAGCAGCCCAUCUUAUCCUCGGCGGAGCUGGUCUGGGAUCUGGCGUCGGCCUUCUGACGCACUGGGCGAAGGCUCUGUCUGGAGACGUACCACCACAAGAACGUGUUCCCAUCCUGGCCCCAUCUUCUUCCGAAUCGGCACCAUCAUAGCACCUUUCAACAUACAUCUCAUCCUGCAUUCCACUGUGGCACAAUCUGCUCUUACGUUCACCACUCUCACGCCUCUAACGAGAAAAUAUCAUACCUUUUGAGUGUUUGCCAUCGACGUUCCCAGGCCAGCUGAACGUGCUGUAUACCUAGCACCCUAGAAGUCAUUAACACAGCCAAGGACCAACCCCAUCGCUGAAAUUACUAUCAAC
Molecule: messenger RNA, 761 nt
Organism: Stereum hirsutum FP-91666 SS1
Lineage: Eukaryota; Fungi; Basidiomycota; Agaricomycetes; Russulales; Stereaceae
Exons: 4
Coding region: 1-552 (183 amino acids)
Source: RefSeq, a predicted model, not a curated record